Molecule: messenger RNA, 1668 nt
Organism: Serendipita indica DSM 11827
Lineage: Eukaryota; Fungi; Basidiomycota; Agaricomycetes; Sebacinales; Serendipitaceae
Source: the annotation of a GenBank genome assembly
AUGGCGAUCGUAUUGUGGGCCGUUGUUUUCGCUACCUUGGGCGUCGUGAGUGCUCGCGAAAAGGCGUGUACGUAUCCGAGCUCUUGUUGGCCUUCAGAGGCGAAUUGGAAGUCGCUCAACUCGACGUUGAACGGUGCACUCGUUCGUGCGUUCCCCGUCGCCUCUCCGUGCCAUGCACCUGUCAAUCAAGACGCAUGCGAUAUCGCAAAGAAGAAUUGGACAAAUGAAUUUUGGCGUGCGCAGCAGCCCGGAGGUUACUUUGAUCUCAAUUGGGAAAAUGGAGAUAAUCUCUGCGAUAUCAAUGGCAAUGCGAGCCUCCCUUGUACCCAGGGAUUGGUCCCGUAUUAUGUCGCCCAAGUCAACAAUGUUGAUGACGUAAAGAAAGCAGUAAAGUUUGCACAUGAUCACAAGAUUAGCACCAGGGUCAAAGGCGCAUCCCACGAUUUCCUGGGAAGGUCCUCUGGGAAUGGAACAUUUGGUAUCUCAACCAUAAAGCUCAAGGGAAUCGAAUUUGUUGACAGCUUCACUCUUCCUGGUGCCCCCCCUGGAACUACCCCCGAAUCGGUCGUGCACAUCGCUGCCGGAGAGCAUUGGAUACAUGUGAAUCGAGCUGCGGAUUCACAUGGUGUUAUCGUAGUUGGAGGUACCAGCUACUCUGUGGGUGCUGCUGGUGGAUGGGUCCUGGGCGGUGGACAUUCAAGUCUCAGUCCCCAAUACGGUCUAGGCGUCGAUAACGUUGUACAAUUCGAGAUUGUGACCCCCGACGGCCAGUUUCGCGUUGCGAAUAAGUAUCAGGAGAAGGAUCUCUUUUGGGCCUUGCGCGGUGGUGGGCCUGGAUUUGGAGUAGUCACCAAAGUGACGUAUAAAACACAUCCUCCUAUCAAAGCACUCACGGUAAUGAUUGUCAAUGCCACCUACACAAACACAUCCUUCACCGGCUUCUUGCGUAAAUAUCUGGCUCUCCAACCGACUCUUUCGGCGCACAACGUCUCCGGUUACAGCUAUCCUACGGCAAAUGGCAUCGUGGCUCAACUUUUUGCUCACAAUUCCGCCAAUCUCACUGCGCUCAACUCGACGCUCAAACCCAUGUUCGACUUUGCGCAAUCAGAGACGAACAAUGGACGACCUGCCAGAAUUGAAACACAGGGAGGCGUGCUUCCUAGUUAUUUAAGUCUGUUCGACGAUGAUAUAGCUACGGUCGACGAAGGUGCGGGUAAAUAUUCAAUUAUGGGGAGCCGUCUGGCACCUGCGAGUGCUUUCCAGGGCGACAAGGUCCAGAAACUCGCAGAUUUCGUGGCCAAAAGCCCCUUCAAUAUGCUGAUGACACUAGUUGCUGGAAACAAAGUCAGCCAAGUUGCCGGCGAUGCGACCGCGAUACAUCCUUCAUGGCGCAAAGCGAUACACCACCUUAUUCUCAUGGCUGGAUGGGAGAAUAAUCAACCUAUUCCGGCCAGGAAUCUUAUUAGAAGCGCCUUGACGAACACGACUCAGGAAUUUGCCAAGUUUUUCCCAGGGUUUGGAAGUUACGUCAAUGAGGGAGACAUUAAUGAGCCCAAGUGGCAAGAAACGUUCUGGGGAAGCAACUAUCCCCGUCUCAAGUCGAUCAAGAAAAGAUAUGACCCACAGGGUAUCUUCACUUGUUUCCAUUGCGUCGGAUAUGAAGACUAA